AUGUUGUUUGCACUGGGACUGUUUUGCUUCUCGCUGGUGUCGGCUCAGUUUAAUCCACACUUUAAAACCGGACGCCACACGAUAGUGCAGCUGUUUGAGUGGCGUUACGAAGAUGUCGAGCGCGAGUGCCGCACAUACCUCGGUCCGAACGGAUUCGGUGCGGUUCAGCUAUCCCCGGUGAACGAGGUGCGCGAUGGAGGUAAGUCUGCUAGUUGGGCAGAUCGUUAUGAACCUGUUUCGUACAAGCUGACAAGUCGCUCGGGAAACGAGUCAGAAUUGCGGUCGGCAAUAGAGGCCUGCAACAAGGCCGGUGUUCGAGUGAUAGUAGAGGUGGUGCUGAACCAUAUGGCACGGCCGGAAAAUGGAUCCCUAACACAAACCCGUGGAACGGCUGGCUCUACCGUGAAUCCUACCGCACGUGAUUAUCCAGGUGUACCGUACAGUUCGACAGAUUUUAACGAUCGCUGCCGUAUCGUGAACCCGAACGAUCCACACGAAUUGCGCAACUGUUGGAAGGAAGACCGACCCGAUCUAAACCACAGUCUGCUGCGUGUUCGUGAUCGUAUAGUGGGCUUCCUCAACCAACUGUUGACGUUCGGUGUAGCGGGAUUCUUAGUCGAUUCGGCGCUUUAUAUGUGGCCACACGAUCUGCAGGCUAUAUUUACCAAGCUGCACAACCUGAGCACGACGGGCCAAAUCUUUCCGGCAGGUAGUCGACCGUUCAUCUGUCUCGAUCUAUCUUACCACGGCUUAACCGGAGCCGAGAAAUCGCUGCUGGCCAGAUGGAAAGAUUACGCCGAACUCGGAGUGAUCGCACAAGACCGUUUUGCGUACGACAUUGGAGAUGUGUUGCUAAAAAGAAAACCCUUCCAUUACUUCGUCAACUUGGGCACCCGACUUGGGUAUGUACCACGGGAGAAGGCACUAAUAUACGUCAACAAUCCCCAGCUUCAACGAAUACAGGACAAGGAUGGUAAUCCAUUGGUCGUGCCGGCACACAACCGAAGAGCGUACCAAAUCGGGCUUGCCUUUAUGCUUGCACAUCGGUAUGGAAUGACGCGUAUUACAAGUUCGUACUACUUUACCACGACUUUCGAAGGUCCUCCGAGCGAUGCGCAAGGUAAGAUUGCGCCUGUUCAGAUCGAUCCAGACGGGGCCUGCCGCUUACCAUGGAUCUGUGAACAUCGAUGGCCCGUUGUGAGGAAGAUGGUUUACUUCCGGCAUGCCACCAACGGCACGGGUGUUCAUGCGUGGGUUGAUAAUGGCCAGAACCAGAUAGGGUUCUGUCGUGAUCGUGUUGGAUUUGUGGCAUUCAAUGCGGAGAUUUCACUGACACUCAAGGCAAACAUGUACACGUGCCUGCAGGGAGGUCUAUACUGUGAUCUGAUCAGCAGCGCGGACCAAAAGCUAAAUGCUAAUGGAGGUUGCCCCGGAAGCACCGUGAAAGUGGCCGCUACGGGUCACUCAGACAUUUUCAUACCCAGUACACACGUUGAACCAUUUAUAGCACUCCUAGCAACUUUCCACUCGUAA
This is a messenger RNA of Anopheles marshallii, 1533 nucleotides long. Its product is annotated as alpha-amylase A-like. The coding region runs from base 1 to 1533 and encodes 510 amino acids. The record is from RefSeq and is a predicted model, not a curated record. The transcript has a single exon. Gene Ontology annotation, biological process: carbohydrate metabolic process. NCBI's taxonomy places the organism in Eukaryota, Metazoa, Arthropoda, Insecta, Diptera, Culicidae. Gene Ontology annotation, molecular function: cation binding; alpha-amylase activity.